GUUCAACUUGUCCGCCACCCGACUGGCACGCUUUUAUGGCCACCACAAAUCCAGCUGUCCAGGCGGCAGCUAUCUCGGCCCCUGGGGCUCCAAUCCCUCCAGGAAUGAUUCCGGGCCCUUAUGGCGCCCAACCUAUGCCACCAGGCUCACGGUUUAUGAUCCACCCCACACGCCACUAUCCCACACAACUACCUUGGCCCGAUAUUUCUGACAAGGCAAAGUGGAGUGUCAGCAGCUUCAAGUUUGGCUUUGGCGCUGAGUGUCUCACCGAUGGUGACCCCGAUACGUUCUGGCAUUCAGACGGUCCUCAGCCUCACUUUAUCUCCAUCGAAUUUCCGAAGAAAGUCGCGAUACAGAAACUCUCCCUCUUCCUCUCCUUCAACGAGGACGACUCGUACACACCUGCCACCAUCGAAAUACGCGCUGGAACAGGCGCGAACGACCUUCAAUCCAUCCAAAUCAUCAACUUCGACAAGCCCGACGGCUGGAUAACCUUCGACGUCGGUACAGAACCUGCCGAAACUGAGGAGGACCCUCCGGAAGGCGGUCCCUCUAUAUUGGCUUUCAAGCCAGUUUACGCAUACGUCGUCCAGAUCGCCAUCCUCGCCAACCACAUGAGCGGCAAGGACACCCACGUCCGCGGUCUACGCGUGCUGGGUGUCUGUAACGACGAGGGUGAUCUCCUCGACGAAGAUCCAUUUCCGUGGAAGACGGCUGCGUUCAGGCUAUACGAGACCCUCAGAUAGUUGUUCGCCUCUUCGUCCGUUUGUGAACUUCGAGGAGAGAAUACCCGUCAUGGAGCAUAUGUAUUCCUACGUUCGACACGCUCUUUGAUCAGUCGAUAUCCUGAUCAUUUUGGUUCUACCGAGCCCUCUCACGCUUUCCUGGUCGGACGAUUCAUGGCUUACACCUGUGUUUGAACUCUGCAGAUUCGGAGGACCAUAUCUAUCUCUGAUUGUCCAGCAGACUCAGCCCGCGA
Molecule: messenger RNA, 979 nt
Organism: Schizophyllum commune H4-8
Lineage: Eukaryota; Fungi; Basidiomycota; Agaricomycetes; Agaricales; Schizophyllaceae
Product: galactose-binding like protein
Exons: 7
Coding region: 36-746 (236 amino acids)
Biological process (GO): protein K11-linked ubiquitination; anaphase-promoting complex-dependent catabolic process
Cellular component (GO): anaphase-promoting complex
Source: RefSeq, a predicted model, not a curated record